UGCACGAGAUCCUUGCUGACUCGGUCCCGCCCUUUGCCGGGAGGUCUGCCGGAAGAUGGCGGCGGCCGCGGAGCUGACGCUGCUGGAGAAGUCUCUGGGGCUGAGUAAAGGGAACAAGUAUAGCGCUCAGGGCGAGCGCCAGAUUCCAGUUCUUCAGACGAACAAUGGUCCAAGUCUAACAGGACUGACUACCAUAGCCGCUCACCUCGUCAAGCAGGCCAACAAGGAGUAUUUGCUGGGGAGCACGCCGGAGGAGAAAGCCGUGGUUCAGCAGUGGCUAGAAUACAGGGUGACUCGAGUGGACGGGCACUCUAGCAAGGACGACAUCCGCACUGUGCUGAAGGAUCUUAAUUCAUAUCUUGAAGAUAAAGUCUACCUUACAGGAUAUAACUUCACAUUAGCAGAUAUCCUAUUAUAUUAUGGGCUUCAUCGCUUUAUUGUCAUGCAGUAGGGAAAGGAAAUACUCAGAAGGAGGGAGCUUGUGUGGAAAUCUUUGCCAGCAGAGUGAACAAAAUCCUAAUUCCCUAAUGUACCAGCUGCCAGGCUAUUUCACUGAUUCUAGGUGCCCACAAGGGCCUGUGGUUCCCAAGCAGGUUGGAAGUGUUUCAUUCAAUGCCGCGUGUUAAAUCGAGGCUUCUGGGAGUACCUUGGUGGCCUAGUGGUUACGAUUCUGGGCUCUCGCUCCUGUGGACUGGGUUCAGUCCCUGGUCAGGGAAACUGAGAUGCCACAAGCCAUGUGGCUCAGUCAAAAAUAAAUAAACAAAAUAAAACUUCAAAAAAAAAAACACCCGAAAACCUAGUCUUCCAUUGACAGUAUUCUGUGAUCCCUGCCUAUUUAUAUCUCUAUUUUGAGAUGUGUAUCCUUGUUAUAUGAUUGCAAUAUUAUGAUUAAGGCUCUCAUGCUCAUUUUUUCUGAAACAAAAUUGAGUGGAAUAAUAUGUAAAUCACCUCACCGUCCCUUCGGGUUCAUCAAAUGAGCCCACAACCGAAGCUGUUCCUCCACCCUGCUGCGUGCGCAGGCAGGUCACGUCGGGGCGGGAGACACCUUCUCAAGGAGCAGGCCUCCCAGACAGAGCCUGUGGUGCUGAAGGACACCCCUUCUGAGUUGGGUGUAAAUGUACCCAGGUGAGAAGAAAGUGAUUUCUAGGUAUUAAUUUCAGGCAGGGUCAACGGGAGGUUCAGCUAGCUUCAUGCUCAAGUUCAUCCCAUAGCUUCUUGUUUUUCUUGGCUGUGUAUUUAUUUUCACCCUCAUAUGUUCCUUCAUUUCCUUGUUCACAUUAUUAAAACUUAAUAUGUCAUCAGCGCAGUCAGCACCGUCCAUGAAACAGGGAACCUUCAAGCCAUCAAAUGAUCCCGCU
Dama dama (fallow deer) is the source of this 1358-nucleotide messenger RNA. It is a transcript of the gene EEF1E1, whose product is annotated as eukaryotic translation elongation factor 1 epsilon 1. The record is from RefSeq and is a predicted model, not a curated record. The transcript has 4 exons. Lineage: Eukaryota; Metazoa; Chordata; Mammalia; Artiodactyla; Cervidae. The coding region runs from base 56 to 451 and encodes 131 amino acids. Gene Ontology annotation, biological process: positive regulation of DNA damage response, signal transduction by p53 class mediator. Gene Ontology annotation, cellular component: nucleus; cytoplasm; aminoacyl-tRNA synthetase multienzyme complex.